GCUCUCUCCGCCUUUUCCUUUUCAUUCUCUAUUAAAUAUCUGGGCAAUGCGAUAGCGCUGUCGCAAUUGCGUCAUGCCUCCACGAUUACGGUCCUCUAAUCUCUCCCCGACCGUCGCCUCCUGUCCCCCAGCCCGUCCUCAGUCCAUCUCCCAGCCAGCACGAAUAUCGCGCGAGUUCUCCCAGUCAUCAUGUCGGCAAAUCACAUUACGGCGGAGGAAGUUCUAUGAAUGGCUCAAUGGCCCGGGCAGGGCGUUGAAACAACCUCUGCCGAACUCUACAAACUAUCUGGGAGCGUACGAUAGGUACGGGAACUUGGUGCGCGCCAGCCCAGGAUGGCAAGCGAAGCGGACGCCCAAGAGGAAUCAAGAUCCAGACAAAGAGUCUGGGCUGACAGAGAAGGCGGAAAACGAGGGGGAAAAGCCCGAGGGCCAGGAAUCAGCAGAUGACUUGGAGAUGGCCGUUCGUCGCCAGGAGAAUGCAGAGAAGGAGAAGAAGAAGAAGGCGAAGGGUGAGGAGGAGGAUAGGUUACCGCCCGAGACUGUCGAGGACCUGCGACCGUUUCCGUUGAACAAAUAUUUCCGGAGUCAGCCCGUGCUGAGCGAGGAGCUGCGGGAGGCGAUAUAUCAGCGCGUGAAGAGAGAUGGCGCAUCCGUGUCGCUUGCGAGUGUUGAGUUUGGUGUGAGCAAUGAGCGCGUCGGCGCUGUUGUUCGGUUGAAGCAGAUGGAGAAGGAGUGGAUUGCCCAGGGCAAAAUUCUUGCUAUUCCAUACUCGAAAGCUGUCCUUGAAAUGCUUCCUACUACGCCCCGCAUCGACCCGUCACUACCUAAGAACAAGGGCAAACGCCCCAUCACCCACGAGCCUAUCAACGACCUCAUUGUUCACCCCGCGACCCGCCAACAGCUCUUCGUCCCCGUUGCCGAAUCCCGCCAUUUCACCCGUGUCGAUGCUGGCAAAGCCUUCGACAACAAGCUCCUUCCUGCCGACGACCGUAUACCACACCCUGAGCUGGUACAAGUUGAACGUGAGCUAGCAGCCGGCCUUAGCUUCGAAAAGCGGAGAGAGCUCGCUGAGGAGCGGUUAGCGAAAGAACAAGAGAAGAAGAAGAAAGAAGAGGAGAGGAAGCAGGCUGAGCUAGCGAGUCUGAAAACGGUUCCACAGCGGAGAUGGGAUUUCGUCUUCAAGGACGUUAGUGUGGAUAGUGUCGGUAGGAAUGGAAGAGAUCCCAAGGGCGUUGGUUGGAGAUACGGAUUCCCGCAUGAGGAUCGUAAGAAGGGACAGGUCAAGAUCCCGACCAAGGUAGAGGCAUAAGACGGGACAUGUUGUACGAUAUGUAUCAUUGUGUAUAUUCCAUAUAUUCCAUGUAGCAUACUGGAGCGGGUGUCUUUGCGUUGGGUGCCGCACGCUCCGAAUGCUGAAGAAGCAAGCAUUUACACUACUUUCUGGCUUCUGUUCUCAGAUAUGCCAACCCCAGAUGGCGCG
Molecule: messenger RNA, 1480 nt
Organism: Trematosphaeria pertusa
Lineage: Eukaryota; Fungi; Ascomycota; Dothideomycetes; Pleosporales; Trematosphaeriaceae
Exons: 2
Coding region: 74-1309 (411 amino acids)
Biological process (GO): mitochondrial translation
Cellular component (GO): mitochondrial small ribosomal subunit
Molecular function (GO): structural constituent of ribosome
Source: RefSeq, a predicted model, not a curated record